This is a messenger RNA of Gossypium arboreum, 546 nucleotides long. RefSeq lists its product as uncharacterized. The coding region runs from base 1 to 546 and encodes 181 amino acids. The record is from RefSeq and is a predicted model, not a curated record. NCBI's taxonomy places the organism in Eukaryota, Viridiplantae, Streptophyta, Magnoliopsida, Malvales, Malvaceae. The transcript has 2 exons.
AUGUGGUUUAUAGAGUCUCUAGCGCCAAUCCUCGAGACGCAGAUUUCACCUGUUACUGAUACCGAGUCGGGGUCUCAUGAUUGUGCAGUAGGGGAUGAUGCACUAUCCCAAGCUAUGCUACAAUUUUUAAAGAGGGUCGCUGGAUCCAACAUUGGUUCUGAGGGCCGUGGGUCGGUUAUAGAACAACUCCGGUCCAAUGGGGCUGAGGUAUUUAAGGGCAUUGUUGGAGUUGCGCCAAAUGUGGCCGAGUACUGGAUGGAGGCCAUUGAGCGUAUAAUGGAUAAUCUGGAUUUUUCUGCUGAGCAGAAGCUCAAGGGGGUUGUUUCACUACUUCGCGAUGAAGCGUAUCAGUGGUGGCUGACGGUUAAAGAUGGCACUCAGCUUGAUCGGUUGACAUGGGAUCUGUUUAAGAUGGCUUUCCAGGGCAAGUAUGUGGGAGCCAGCUAUAUCAACGCUAGGAGGUGUGAGUUCCUGAAUCUUACUCAGGGAGAUCAUUCAGUGGCUAAGUAUGAGGCCGAAUUUCUAAGACUAAGCCGUUAUGCGUGA